This is a messenger RNA of Hippocampus zosterae (dwarf seahorse), 5448 nucleotides long. Its product is annotated as forkhead box protein J3-like. Gene Ontology annotation, biological process: regulation of transcription by RNA polymerase II. The record is from RefSeq and is a predicted model, not a curated record. The transcript is spliced from 12 exons. Lineage: Eukaryota; Metazoa; Chordata; Actinopteri; Syngnathiformes; Syngnathidae. The coding region runs from base 439 to 2298 and encodes 619 amino acids. Gene Ontology annotation, cellular component: nucleus. Gene Ontology annotation, molecular function: DNA-binding transcription factor activity, RNA polymerase II-specific; RNA polymerase II cis-regulatory region sequence-specific DNA binding.
CGGCGUUGCAAGUAGUUCCGGUAAAUUAACGGCGGAGUGAAGUCAGGAGAGCGGGUCCCUUCGGGUCUCACCAGCCGACUCGAGUCAGACGCCGACGUCGGGCUGAGGCGUUCGUCUUGACAGUCGGAUGACCACAGCUGCGGCGAGUGACACGCCUGACGAGCACUCGGCAUGCGGCGCCGGUUGUGACAAGAAGCAGACGCGCGACCGGGAGCUUUUUGUCGUCGAGUCACGUUGGGAAGUGCAGGAGGACAGCCACAGUCUGGAGCUUCCGAGCCGGCGUGCAAAAAUUAAAACCCGGUUCGUGUGCACUCAUCACGAUGUGAUCCAAAGUUGCAGCAUCUCACCUAUUCACUGAGUCCAUCAGGAGAGUGCCCACAGAGCAAGGUCGCGAAGCUGUCCACCUUAUUCGUCGUCCUUUUCGAUUCUCCCAACACCAUGACCUCUGAACUGGAAAGUAGCCUGACCUCGAUGGACUGGCUUCCGCAGCUCGGCAUGAGGGCGGCCAUUCAGAAGACCGACAGAGAUGUCGGGGGACUUUACCAUGGUCACUAUCAUGGACAUCACCACCACCACAAUCACCAUCCUGGUCUCCAACGUGGACAUCACGGGCUCGGAAAGAAAAUCACCCAGUUGGACCCUGGAGCAGCUUUGGACCAGGAGGAAAGUAGUCAACAAAGAGACGGUAAACCUCCGUACAGCUACGCAAGCCUCAUCACCUUCGCCAUCAAUGGCUCGCCUCGCAAACGCAUGACCCUCAGUGAGAUCUACCAGUGGAUCUGUGACAACUUCCCUUACUACCGAGAGGCAGGCAGUGGCUGGAAGAAUUCAAUCCGACAUAACCUGUCCUUGAACAAGUGUUUUCUGAAAGUGCCUCGCUCCAAAGAUGACCCUGGCAAAGGUUCCUACUGGGCCAUAGACACCAACCCUAAAGAUGACGCUGCGCCCAGUCGGCCAAAGAAAAGGCCGCGCUCCGGAGAAAGGGCGUCAACCCCUUACAGCUUGGAGUCGGAAUCUCUGCGAAUGGACUGCAUCAUGUCAGGUGGAGCCUCUCCCACUCUGGCCAUCAAUACGGUGACAAACAAGGUAGCACUGUACAGCCCGGAAGCAGACGACUGUGAAAGUCCCGGCAGCCUGAGCAACAGUCUCUCUGAGCAGAGCAUGACAUCUGUCAACCUGAACAACAUGAACUCUACUGUGAGCAGUGGCAACAGCUUGCACAGCUACACACCGGUUAGCAGUCACUCCGAGCCUUCGUCGCAGUCCCUGAGUCUUCAGCAGCCCACCCAGCCCACGCGGCCUCCCCCUCCUCCUGCGCAACCCCAGUACGCUCUGCCCGUGCCAGAGUCACGGGACAAGCACAUCUGCUUCUCGGACUUCGAGGACCUGAGCGCGUCCUUCCGAAGCCUGUACAAGUGUGUCUUUGAGCAGCCGUUCUCGCAGCAAGCUUUGAUGGUUAUGCCCGGGGACUCGAACCAUCCGACUCGGACAGCCUGCUCUUAUCAGCACUCACCGGGCACAGGGAAUGGCGGCGGCGGCGGUGGCGGGGGCAGCACAGCGGGUGGCAGCCACCAUCAUCAACACAACCAUCACCAUGCCCACCACCCUCAGCAUCACCUGUCCAGUCAUGGCCAGCACCCAUCUCUCUCCCAUCAGACUCACAGUGGACAGAGCUGCCCCGCGACAGGCAUGACUUCAGAUUGGUACCCAAACCUGGACUGGCUGAAGGAAAGCUGCCGCAUCGCCACCAGCUACAAUUGGGCCGAUGUAGACCUCUCUCCAUUUCAUGGCCUGAAGGAGAGCAUGCGUCAAGCCGAUCUUAACAACUGGUCCCUGGAUGCCUCUCAGAUAGCUGACCUGUGUUCGUCCGUCAACCAGUUCUUCACGGCCACGUGCGUCAACCCCGCACGGGGCGCCGCCCUCUCCCAACCUCAGGUCGCACACCCGGCGGCGCCCAGGGCGCCGCAGCACCCAGCUCAGCCGCACGGCGCCAUGCAACCCAAGGCCAGCCAGCACAAUCAACACGCUCAACUCCUUCGAACGGGGAACAUGUACAUGGACUCCAGACAGAACGUUCCAUCUCUGAUGGGCCCACCUGGAUACCCCCACAUGCCCCCCAUUAGCAGCACAGCUCCCACCAUGACGGUGGACUCCUCCAUCACACUCUUACCAGGCCAUCACAGCCAGCAGCAGCAGCAACGGCGGCAGCACAUGUUGCCUCCGGGACACUUCCAGGUAAGACGCAUGCUGGCUACCGACGACAUCCAGGACGACUUCGACUGGGACUCCAUCGUGUGAACAGGAAGUCAGAGACAUGCAGCGAUGACGACGACAGAGGUAUGAGACUGGCCCAUCCAAAAAAAAAAAAAAAAAAGACACUGGAGACAAUCAGUUACCAAGUGGACCAAGUUGUAAAUUGACACUGAUCGAAUCGUCUUAUCGUGAGUUGUCCCUCCCUCGUGCUGUCAUGUGGGACAGGAGUCAAAACAUUGUCUGUGAAAUGUUUGCUUUUGUUUUGUUGCAUUUAGUACCAAGGACUGUUUGGGACACCCAGAAAACAACAAAACAAAACGGCAUGCCAUCAGGGGGGGAAAAGUCAUAUUUUUUCAAGAAAAGAGAUGCUGUUCCAUUUAUUUCUUUAUUUUUAACCUAUCCCAUUCGUUGUUGACACACUCAGCUAUUUAUUUUUUUCCCCUGUCCAGAUUAUAGAUGGAUGCAUUAUAUCAAAUAUUUGUAUUGAUAUGUUUUGUGGCAUCCUUGUGCCAAGGAACUAUGUUGAAGUGAGGGGAGGAGCCUAAUUUACAAAGGCCACACCCCUGUUAAAUACAAAAGAAGACAUGAGGAGAAUACCUGUAAUAAUAUUGUUCAACAUUUAUUUUGCAGGGGGCGGGGCCUAAGGGGACAAAGUCCAAUUUUAUUCUUGAAAACAGACAACUCUUCUCAUCAUAUAACUGAUUUGCAGUGCGACAAAAAAUUUUUGAAACCAUACGUACCGUACGCUUUAUUCUCACUUUGUCAGGGGCAAAAAUUCUUGAAACAAUCCAACUUUUUCCCCCUCAUGUUGUUUUUUUUCCCCAUCUUGAAUAUAUGAUUUUACUCCAAAAUUAUAUUCAUGUGAUAUUGACAUAACUGUAUACUUGAACAAAUACAACUUUUUUUGUGGAACAAAAAAAAAUUCUGAUUGUUUUUUUCUUGAAAAAAAAAAUAAGCAAAACACCGUUAUACAAUAUUAAUUCUCUUAUAAUGACAGUUAAUUAAAGAAUAAACUGAAGACUUAUUCUCUUGUAAUUACAUUUCUUAAGGGAUGGAGGGGGUAUAUUUCCUCCUUUAAUCUCCAAGUACAUAUAUUUUUUUCCUUUCAUUGUGUCCUUAAUACACAUUAAUAUUUUUCUCCCCCUUCCGUCCCCCCGCUGAAACUCUUGAAAAUAUUUUCCUAACAGAACGAUAUUUAUUUCCUCUCCCUUUUAAAAUCACCUACUUGAGACGAUUUGUCGUUUGUAAAUUCUCCGUGUUGAUUCUGUUAUCUGGUAUCUGUAUGAUGACACAUUGAAGAGUGUGUGGGUUGAGCGCCGUCUGCCGGUCAAAAUGAGUAUCGCAACUCAUCUUUUCACAAUGAUUCUAUGCACUUUUUUCAGUUCUCCAUUCCAGAAGCACUCAUGAUUUGAUUUUUUUUUUGUCUUAUUUUUUUUUCUUGUUUUUUGUUGUUGUUGAUGUACUGCUGUCAUGUUCUCAGGGUAGUUCACUGAAAUCAUCAUUUCAAGCCAUUUCUGUGUCGCAACAUUCCGUUCUUGUUGGCCCCCGGACACCUGUGACAUUUUUUAUCUUCAGAGCAAAACCAACUCAGUGAAAUAAGCUCAUGCAACAUUCAGCAGCAGUACAAUUAAUAUGUGUGUGUUUUUUUAAUGUAGUUUUUUUAUAGAAUUAUUUGUGCUUAUUAUUUAUGACAAAUGCCCGUCUUAUCUAGGUGAAGAUAUGCGUUCUAUUUUUGCACAAAACUUGUUCCAUGAAGUUUGUGCUAAACAUAAAUAAAAACAAAAUGCAACGCCGUGCAAAUCAGGUUCAACCUAUAUGGAAGUGAAUGCUUUCCAAAUACAAGAUAUAUAAUGUUCAAACUGACAAACUUCAUUGCUUUUAGUAAAUAAUCAUUAACUUUGAAUUUUAUUUGGCUGUAAUCAGAGGACAUCCGAGGCCGUAAUCCGCUUAUCCUCACAAGAGCCGCGGGCAUGCUGGAGCCUCUCCCGGUUGCCUCCUUAAAGCAGGCGGGGUACACCCUGAACUGGUCGCCAGCCAAUCGGAGGACACAAAACAACUAUUCGCGCUCACAAUCACACUGAGGGAGGUCAGAGGUCACAACCAUUCAGUGUUAUAGUUCUCGACCUUGUCGCUUAAGUGUAUUUGAUUUCUUCAGAUUCUUUGAACCUUUUGAUGAUAUUAGGGACCGUAGAUAAGAUAAGAUAAGAUAAGAUAAGAUAUCCUUUAUUCGUCCCACACUGGGGAAAUUUACAGCCUCCAGCAGCAAGAAUGUAUGUAGAAAGAAGAAAGAAAGAGAAAAAAAAACAACACGAAAUCCCUAAAUUCCUUACAAUUGGACUUUGCAGUUUGACGAUUUUCUCACUCAGUUGUUAACAAAGAGGUGAUGGGCAUUCCUUUUUUUUUUUUUUUUUGUGGAACGUUUUGCAGCCAUGAAUUCUAAAGUCAUGAUUAUUUGUGUAAAAACAAAACCGGUUGAUCACUUUGAACAUUAAAUAUAUUGUUGUAUUAUAUCCAAUUAAAUAUACCGGUAGGUUGAACAUGAUUUGCAAAACAUUGACUUCUGCUUUUAUUUAUUUACAACGUCCCAAUUUCAUUGGAAUAAGGUUUGUAUAACGUAAACAUCUCGCUUGAUAGUAAAUCAUAAUAAAUAAAAAGAUGCUGCUUUGAUUUGAGGGACAAUUCUCGUCAGGUCAUGUGGAAAUUGUUAUUUUUUUUCUUCCUCUAUUGUGAUUUAGUCUCUGUUUUGAAAAAGUGAUUUUCUCGAUUGUACAGCUCCACAUUUUCUGAGUGCAAGAUGUGAAAAAGAAAGUGAAAGUGCUCUUUGGAGGGUGAUAAAAAGAUGAAUCUUUAAUAUUGUCAUUAUCACCAUUGAUGCUGUAUUAUAGUGACCAGCAUUAUUUAACAUGUGUGUGCGCGUGCAUGCGCGCGCAUGCUUGCGUUGUUGUCCUUUUGUAAAUAGCACAAUGUUUCCUCUCUGUUUUCCCUUCAGAAAAAGAAUGAAAAUGCAGACUGGUGAAAAUGAACAAAGUAUUUUUGUUAUUUGUCCUUCAAGGAGACACUGUGUGUAAAUACUGUCAUAUGUACAUAUGUGAUUUGGGUGUGUCAUAAAUAAUCAUCUGUGUAUGCCUCGAUGGUUACAAAUCUGUUUCAGUGUUGAUUAAAAUGUUAUUCGCCGUUUUUAUUGCCAUAACCUCA